Messenger RNA from Sphaerulina musiva SO2202, 1415 nucleotides. RefSeq lists its product as uncharacterized. The record is from RefSeq and is a predicted model, not a curated record. The transcript has a single exon. Lineage: Eukaryota; Fungi; Ascomycota; Dothideomycetes; Mycosphaerellales; Mycosphaerellaceae. Bases 422 to 1045 code for a protein of 207 amino acids.
AGCUUAAUAAAUUCCUUGAUUUCCCGCUCCCACGAUGACGCCAAGCAUUUCAAUAUUCAGGUCGUCCCACAUUCUGUUUUGCUCAGCACUUUACACUUCACACCGCUUUCGAAACCACGGCAGUUCUGCAAGCUGCACCAGUACAUCGAACUCAAGAUGGACAUUCUCGAAGCAAACUUCCCUCACCUGUUCCCCCCUAAGCAGCCUGGUCAACAGGUGCCUAAGGUGGAACAGGCCAAUCUUCUCGGCGACCGCGGUGUGGCUAACGGUGAGCGGCGGUCAACAUCACACCCGCAAGAUUGACAACUAAUGUGUGACAGAUGAGGCAUCGCCCUCGCGUGCCGCCCGGGAAUGCGACGAGGCAUUCAUCGAUUGCUUGCUUAAUCACCUCAAGCUCGUGGACCUCAAGGUCCUCAAGUUCAUGGAUCCUCGCGACUCCAAUCACGACGGAAAUCUGGAGGAAGCCCUCGUUCUCGCCAGCCAGAUCAUACCAGAGGUUGAGAGGCUUCGUUCGCAUCCUGAGCUGUUCUCGAACGAGUUGCAAGAACACCACUUUCUGAUGAAGGCUGGUCAACUGGCCUACCGCAGUCGCGAGCUGCUCGACCUCAGCGAACAGCUCGGCAAUCUGAACCCGCCUCUUCACAAGCAGAGGGACGGAGCAGCUGCAGACUCGUCCGCAGAUCCUCAGACCAAAGUCAAGACGAACCCUUGGGCCAGAUUCGCGGAACCAAGCGGAUUGAAAGACCUACCCUUCGUCAAGGAGGUGCAGAAGGACCUUCCAGACAUGAAACCGGUCAGCGGCUGCGCCUUGCCUCCGGCCAUGGUGAUGAUUGCCGAACGCAAUAAGAAGAGACAAGACUGGUACAUGGGCACUAUGACAAACCCGCCAGCAGAUGUACUGGCACUUCAGCACAAUCUUGGCGACUUGGUCAAGAAUCUCCAUGUUGUACCUGGUCUGGAGGCUACCCACCAGAGGGGUAUCCCUUUGCAACCUCCCAUGAUAGAAGAGGUAAGACUUCGUAAGUUUUCGCGCGCUCGAUCGUAGACUAAUGCAUUAAACAGAAAGAUGCGUUCGACGGACGGCACGCUCAAAUUUCAGAGAUGGGUCGCUUCAUGGCACACAUGGAAAAGGACGUCACCACCUUGCCAGGUCAAGCUCAAGCUGGAACCACAUUCCGUACCACAUUCCUGUCAGAGGAAGGCAAGCGCGCUCGCAAGGAGGCUGCCUUGGCCAAGGAAGAUGAGGAGGACUACCCCGACCUCACGUAAGAUCUCAGCACAAAGCAUGUGUUGGUCUGAGUCGAGCUCUGAGGAGGACCGCGAACGCUAUCAUCGAAGAAGGAUUCUUCUCGCCCACGACGAGCGUCACCACGUCCUAGACUUUACUGUCGCAAGGCCAGAACACCAGGAAACUG